This is a messenger RNA of Phalaenopsis equestris, 833 nucleotides long. RefSeq names its product UPF0426 protein At1g28150, chloroplastic. The record is from RefSeq and is a predicted model, not a curated record. Bases 86 to 451 code for a protein of 121 amino acids. NCBI's taxonomy places the organism in Eukaryota, Viridiplantae, Streptophyta, Magnoliopsida, Asparagales, Orchidaceae. The transcript is spliced from 3 exons.
GACAUUAGUUUUUGACAGGUUCUGGCAUUGAAAUUAAAAUCGCCCAAGUUCUAAGCUCAGAAGUCAGAAGAGGAAGCCUGAAGGAAUGGCACUCAUCUGUGCAUCCGCAGCCACAACGAGAUUCGCUUCCAUUCGUCUCUCCACCUCUUCUUCCAGCACGAAGAUUGAUCGGAAACUUUGGCCUUUUUCACCUGGAAGAGCUCGAGCUGGUUUCAAGGUUCAGGCCUUCUUCAAUCCGUUCGAAAGCAAGCCUAUCGUCAAAGAAGCUCUCAAGGAGCCGGUGGCCUUCUUGGGUGGGAUGUUUGCUGGUCUCCUGCGGCUGGAUCUGAACGAGGAUCCCCUCAAGGAGUGGAUUGAAAGGACCGUUAAGUCUGCUGGACUAAAUCCUGAAGAAGUGGAGUCGAAGUUAGAUGGGGAUGAAGAUUUGCCUCAGCUGAUAGAGAUUGAAUGAGUUUCUUUGUUUGGAAUUUGGCGAGCGGGCUGUGCUUUUGGCUAUAUUGACAAUGUAUGUGAUGCUUGCGUUCUGUGCUGAAGUAAUGUUUCUUUUAGGGGUUGUUUGGCUGCAAGGGGGAUUUAGUACCAUAAAUCUGUAAUCCACCCAUCUCUUCGAUUUAGUAAAUCUGAAUUCAGGCUGAAUCAAAGGCAAAUUUGGAUUUACUAAAUCCAAAAAUUUGUAAAAUUAUGGAACUCCUGCAUUUUGUUGUUAGGCUGGAUUUAGUAAAUCCAGUGAUAAAUACUAUUAAAACCCUUUUACCAAACAACCCCUUAGCAUGAUAUUGCUUUCCAAUAUAUGUUGGUUUUAUAUCAAGCUUAAUUCAAAUUGCUUUUGUACA